Formica exsecta is the source of this 1277-nucleotide messenger RNA. Its product is annotated as protein ANTAGONIST OF LIKE HETEROCHROMATIN PROTEIN 1-like. The transcript has 2 exons. Lineage: Eukaryota; Metazoa; Arthropoda; Insecta; Hymenoptera; Formicidae. Bases 53 to 1048 code for a protein of 331 amino acids. The record is from RefSeq and is a predicted model, not a curated record.
AAUGUUAAGUUAUUUGUGUCACUGAGUGAGCUCUAUGUUAUUUUCUUAAAGAAUGCUAGCGCGAGGCACAUCAAUUAGGACAUCUUCAUGGAGUGAUAGAAUUGGACGUUCCACUGCAUAUAAAGUGUUUAGAGAAACCUGCAGUACUUUGUGGAAAGCUCUUCAACCGAUAUAUUUGCAGGCAUUGACAAGAGAGACUAUGGUGCAGAUAUCUGAGGAUUUCUUUAACCGAUGGCAGUUUCCCAAUUGUAUCGGAGCUAUUGACAGUAAACACAUAUCGAUACAGUGCCCCCCAAAAACUGGUUCUCAGUUUUAUAGCUCUUACAAGAAAAGAUUUUCUAUAAUCCUCAUUGCUGCAUGUGAUGCUAAAUAUCGAUUCACGUGGGUGGAUGUUGGCGAUUAUGGAUCUCAAAGUGAUGGAGGUGUGUGGGCAAGCAGCGCUUUCGGCCAGGCUAUCGAUGCAGGUGAAAUUGACUUUCCUUUUCCAAAGGAGAUUCUUGGCAGUGAUGUCAUCCUUCCCUUCACUUUUGUCGCCGAUGAAGCAUUCCCACUUGGCAUCCAUAUGAUGCGUCCAUAUGCCAGAACUUACAGAACUUUUGGCAACGCAGAAAGAAUAUUCAAUUAUAGACUCAGCCGUGCCAGACGUACCAUCGAAAAUACGUCUGGAAUCAUGUCAUCAAGGUGGCGUAUCUUGAGAAGGGAUCUGUGUUGCAUACCAGAAACAGCGGAAGACAUUGUAAAAGCAAUUGUGUGUCUUCAUAACUUUCUGAUGGUAUCUGAAGACGAUUUAGCACCAUUGGAAAGGACCUAUUGCCCUGCAUCUAUGCUAGAUAGAGAAAGAGUAGAUGGAGAUGUCAUUGAAGGUGAUUGGAGAAGAGAAAUGUACAGGGGACCGAUCACUGAUGUUGGUCGACUUGGGUCCAACAAUCCCACAGUGAGAGCUGAUGCUCAGCGAAACAUCCUCAAAGAUUAUUUUUGUUCAGACAUUGGCCAGCUGGAUUGGCAGUGGAAACAAGCGCUAAGGGCAUAUAAUGUUAAUCCCCCUUAAUAAUAUAAGUUAAUGUAUAAUAAGUUAAGUUUAAUAACAGGAAUUAAGUUUAAGUUUAAUUUUAAGUUUGGUGUUAAGUUUAUGUAUAAUAUUCAAUAGUCAUGAAUGAUCUACGUUCUACUUUUAUCUAUUGUCAUUAUUUGUAUUUUUUCAAUGUGAUAUUCGAACGCUUAAAUGAAUUCGAUGAAACAGUAAGUGUAUACAUAAAGCUUGUAAAAGUUGGGAGAAU